CUGGGAACAGCCCUAUCUCCAGGCAGGCAGCGGCUCGCUGAUUCCGUUACAUUCUCUUCGGCUCCCAGGGAUGCUGAGCUGAGCCAGGGACCUUGCGUUUCCCCGGCUGCUCUUUGCUAACCCCCGGACCACACCUCAGGUGCGUGCUUGUCUCUGUCCUUCGAGCGGCGGCGCCGGGGGCCGAAUUGUUCGUGCGGAUGCUGGGGGCCCGACUCCGCUUUCCGAGAAGCAGCCCCUGACCCGUCCCCAUUGUCUGGCGAGCGCCUGCCGGGUCCACGGGGCUAAACGGGACCCCCCAGGCCGGCAAACCAACGCGCAAACGUGGUACUGAAAGCACCCCCCUCCUCGCCCUGCGCAGAGCCAUUGUGUCGGAGAUAAUCUGACUUGAAGAUUUCACUUUAGCCAGUCCAAGAUGGAAGCCCCACUGGUGAGUCUGGAUGAGGAGUUUGAGGAUCUGAGACCCUGCUACUUUGAUGACAGAGAAGAAAAACCCCAUUGUUUUUAUGGCUCAUCCCCUCAGCAUCUGGAAGAUCCCUCCCUUUCUGAGCUUGAGAACUUCUCCUCUGAAAUUAUCAGCUUCAAGUCCAUGGAAGAUUUGGUGAAUGAAUUCGAUGAGAAGCUGAAUGUCUGCUUUCGGAAUUACAAUGCCAAAACCGAGAACCUGGCUCCUGUAAAAAAUCACCUCCAGAUACAAGAGGAGGAAGAGCAUCUUCAGGAUGAAGAGGUUUGGGAUGCUUUAACGGAAAAUUACAUCUCAUCGAUCACUGAGGAUUGGAGGGACCCCGAUAUCGAGGUGUUGAAUGGCAAUAUUUCUGACUCAGAGGUACUUCCCAGACUCUAUUUUUUGCAUUACUUGUAAAAAAAACACCACCAC
Chrysemys picta bellii (western painted turtle) is the source of this 874-nucleotide messenger RNA. Lineage: Eukaryota; Metazoa; Chordata; Testudines; Emydidae. The record is from RefSeq and is a predicted model, not a curated record.